Tarenaya hassleriana is the source of this 1482-nucleotide messenger RNA. RefSeq names its product probable xyloglucan endotransglucosylase/hydrolase protein 28. Gene Ontology annotation, molecular function: hydrolase activity, hydrolyzing O-glycosyl compounds; xyloglucan:xyloglucosyl transferase activity. The transcript is spliced from 4 exons. The record is from RefSeq and is a predicted model, not a curated record. Gene Ontology annotation, cellular component: apoplast; cell wall. Bases 155 to 1165 code for a protein of 336 amino acids. Lineage: Eukaryota; Viridiplantae; Streptophyta; Magnoliopsida; Brassicales; Cleomaceae. Gene Ontology annotation, biological process: xyloglucan metabolic process; cell wall biogenesis.
UCUUCCAAGACCAGUCAGACGAAAUCCUCAUAUUCUCUCUCUCCCCUCCAUAGCCGUAUUCUCUCUCUAUCCUCUCUCGUCUUCAUCAAGCUAUACAAUAUAGAAGCAUCCAAGACAGAGUAUUGAGGAAAAAAAACUUUUUUUUUAAAAAAAAAUGGGGUUUUCAAGUCUUGCGUUGGCUUUGACGGCUCUGUUCGCUGGUACCGUUUCUGGGUUUAAUCUGGAAAAGCUCCCUGUUAUGUCCUUCGACGAAGGUUACACGCAUCUGUUCGGUGACCAGAACUUGGCUGUCCGAAAAGACGGGAAAUCUGUCCGUCUAUCUCUCGAUGAGAGGACCGGGUCUGGGUUUGUUUCAAACGAUCUGUACUUGCACGGUUUCUUCAGUGCAAAAAUCAAGCUUCCUGCGGAUUACACCGCUGGUGUCGUUGUUGCUUUCUAUAUGUCGAAUGGAGACAUGUACGAGAAGAACCACGACGAGAUAGAUUUCGAGUUCUUGGGAAACAUUAGAGGCAAAGAGUGGAGGAUUCAGACAAACGUUUACGGCAAUGGAAGCACCCACAUGGGCAGAGAAGAGAGAUACCACCUCUGGUUCGAUCCAUCCGAAGAUUUCCACCAAUACAGCAUCCUCUGGUCCGAUUCUCACAUCAUAUUUUACGUGGACGACGUUUCGAUCAGAGAGGUGAAGCGGACGGCGUCAAUGGGCGGUGACUUCCCGUCAAAGCCGAUGUCUCUCUACGCCACUGUAUGGGACGGCUCCAAAUGGGCGACUAACGGCGGUAAGUACGGUGUAAAUUACAAAUAUGCCCCUUACGUUGCCCAGUUCUCCGAUUUCGUCCUCCACGGCUGCGCCGUCGACCCCAUCGAGCAGUUCCCUAAAUGCGACGACGCUUCGGCCGGAGAUCUCCGACAGGCGGCGGCUGAGAUGACGUCAUCUCGGAGGAGCAAAAUGGAGAAUUUCCGUGGGAAACACAUGACGUAUUCUUAUUGCUAUGACCAGACAAGGUACAAGGUUGCUCCGCCGGAGUGCGUGGUCAAUCCUGCGGAGGCUAAGCGGCUUAGGGUUUACGAUCCGGUCACUUUUGGCGGGAUCCCAGGCCGUGGACACCGCCGCCACGGCAAGAACCGCCACCGGAUCCGGGCGGUUUCCCGGUCGGAGGCGAUGUAAUACGGUGGUGAACGAGAGGAGGGGGGGUCACCGUAAUAAGUUCUUGAUAUGCAGCUAGAGGGGUAUUUUUGUCAUUUUAUAUUGUAUAGGAAACUUUAAAAAAAAUGAAAAAAAAAGAUUAUUUCAUGAAGACAAUUGGUGUUUUUUUUAUAAUUAUUAUAAUCGGUGUUAUGGUUCACGAGAUGAGUGGGUGGGUGUGUUUUUCCAUUAAUAACUCUUUUUUUUUUUUAUCAUUUUCUAUCUUGUUUUGUAAAAGAUUCUUGCAUUUUCUAUGGUCGUUUUCUUGGUGUUUUAUGGGAUUUUCAACUCAAUGUGAA